Linnemannia hyalina is the source of this 2595-nucleotide messenger RNA. The record is from the annotation of a GenBank genome assembly. Lineage: Eukaryota; Fungi; Mortierellomycota; Mortierellomycetes; Mortierellales; Mortierellaceae.
AUGAGCGCCGCAUCAUCCAACCUCCAACUGUGGAAGGAGUACCGCAUCCCCUUGGUCUGCAUGGCCAUCGGUAUUGCCACCCUCUCUAUCAUCCUCUCCAACAAGAACAAGGACAACAACAACAAUAACGACAGCACUGGAGCAAACCCCAAGUCCCAUGACGCCAAUGGCAAGAAGGCUGGCAACAAGGUCGAAAAGGUUGUUCAGGACAUGGAGCAGGACCCCGCUAUCCCUGAACUCUCGGAGGAGGCUGUCGCUCGAGUUGUUGAUCAGGCCACCGAGGAACAGAAGCCUUACCAGCACAGGGGUCUCAAGAAGGAGGAGUUCCGCAAGCUUCCCAAAGUCAUUCGCAAGAAGCCCAAGAAGAUGCAGGCUCAAUUGGACGCCGCCGCUGCUGCAGCUACCCUUGCCGCUCUCGCUGCUACUUCAGAGAAGUCUGGGUGCUGUGGUGGAAAUAACAAGCCUGCAGGAGACACUUCGACUGGUUGCUGCGGCGGAAAGCAUAAGCCCGCCGCCGAGGACAGCGUCGCCGCUGUCAACGGCUGCUCAUCUGGAAGCGGUUGUGCCUGCUCUUCGCCUUCCAGUCUUACCACCCCUCCCUUGACCAAGAUCGACCCUCUGCUCCUGCCUUACCUGGUCGAUCCCAUCAAGAUCUUCUACUCGACCAUCACCGGUACCGCCAAGCUGUUUGCCACUCAAUUGGCUGUCUCUGCUGUUUCUCAUGGACUCCCCGAACCCAAGCUGAUCGACAUUGUGGACUACGACACUGAGGACUUUUUGUCCGAAUCCAGUCUCUCAAUUUUCAUCCUGUCGACCUAUAAUGUGGAGGGCCCCAACGAUUGGUUCUUGAAGUGGCUCGAGGAUACUCGUUUCGAUUGGCGCGUUGAGAAGGGAGCUCUCAGCAAGCUCAAGUUCUCGGUCUUUGGAUUGGGUGAUUCGGCCUACACUGAGGAGUUCUGCAACGGACCUCGGUCAGCUGACAAGUGGCUCGGACAGAUGGGUGCUCAGCGUGUCUGGCCCUUUGGCGAGGGUGACAAGAACGGAGAUCAGGGCGGCGCGUUCAAGCAGUGGAACGAUGCCUUAUUGGCCUCUCUUUUGGACCCCCACCAGAGCCAUGUUCACGACGCAUACUUUUCAUCGGACGAGGAGGAUGGCGCUUCGGCUUCGGAGAACGACGAUGAUGAGGAAUUGGACGAGGAUGGAGAGCCAGUGACGAAGACCAAGGAAGAGAAGCUCGGACUCCCCACCAUCGACGGAGGAGACGCUUCGGAGGGCGAGAUGGUUGAUCUGGAGGAUAUGGGCAAUAUUGCCCGCAAGAUCAAGCAGGCUAAGGAAGACAAGGCAUUGGACGAGGAGGCUUUUGCGAACGAGAAGGCUGGCGCCAAGCGCUCGGUUGGCGAGACCAAGGAUGGCAAGGCGAUCAAGCCUCGUGAGGUCCGUGAGAUGGUCAGCCCUUUGUUGUACAAGUCUUUGACCAAGCAGGGCUACAAGAUUAUUGGAUCCCACUCUGGAGUCAAGAUCUGCCGCUGGACUAAGGCUGCUCUCCGUGGCCGUGGAUUCUGUUACAAGCACUCUUUCUAUGGUAUUCAGUCCCAUCUCUGCAUGGAGACCACCCCUUCAUUGGCCUGUGCCAACAAGUGUGUCUUCUGCUGGAGACAUCACACCAACCCUGUCGGAACUGAGUGGAGAUGGAAGGUCGAUGACCCCGAGUUCAUUCUGGAGGGCGCAUUGGAGAACCAUUAUGGAAUGUUGAAGCAGCUCAAGGGUGUCCCCGGUGUUCGUGCCGACCGUUUUGUUGAGGCUGGUCAGGUCAAGCACUGCGCCUUGUCCCUUGUCGGCGAGCCCAUCUUCUACCCCCAUAUCAACGAGUUUGUGAGGCUGUUGCACAAGAAGCGCAUCUCGUCGUUCUUGGUUACCAACGCCCAGUUCCCUGACGCCAUUGCCAACAUGGAUCCCGUUACCCAGCUCUAUGUCAGUGUGGACGCCUCAACCAAGGAGUCCCUCAAAAAGAUUGACCGCCCCCUGUUCCGCGAUUUCUGGGAGCGGUUCCUCGACAGUCUGGAUGCUCUAGGCAAGAAGGGCCAGCGUACGGUCUACAGAUUGACACUGGUCAAGGAUUUCAACACGGACGAGAUUUCCAACUAUGUCGAGCUCAUCCGUCGUGGCCAGCCCGACUUUAUCGAAAUCAAGGGAGUCACCUACUGCGGAUACGGAGGCGCCUCAGGCCUAACCAUGGCCAACGUCCCCUACCAUACUGAGGUUGUCCGGUUCGUGGAGCUGAUUCAGGAGCAAUUGGGCGCUGGGUACGAGAUUGCGGCUGAGCAUGCUCACUCGUGCUCGAUCUUAGUUGCUUCGACCAAAUUCAAGAAGGGUGAUACCUGGUACACACAUAUCGACUAUGACAAGUUUUUUGAGCUGGUCGAGUCUGGCGAGAAGUUUACUAGCUUGGAUUACAUGGCCGAGACACCUUCGUGGGCAGUCUUUGGAGCACCCGAGGGAGGAUUUGACCCGGAUGAGACACGGUACUUUAGGAAGACCAAGGAGCAGCGGAAGACUGAGCGGGAACGACGUGAAGACGAGGAGGACCAGGAGUAA